Messenger RNA from Closterium sp. NIES-67, 758 nucleotides. Lineage: Eukaryota; Viridiplantae; Streptophyta; Zygnematophyceae; Desmidiales; Closteriaceae. The record is from the annotation of a GenBank genome assembly.
CCUCCCACUGCUCUCCGCUUACUGCGCUUUUCCCUUCGCCCCUAACCUCGCCUCCUUAGAACUUUUCCGUCGCUCGCAGCGCGCCCGUCGACGCACAGACCGAGAAGCCGCCAUGGCGCCCGUGUCGAUCCCCUGCGCGCAGCAAGCCUCAUACGCGGCCGCCACGCUCUCCAAUCUCAGCAGCGCGCGCAACUGCCACGUCAGCACGCCGAGCCUCGCCUUCCCACCGGCCGCCCAUUCCAGAAGAGUCGCCUCUCGCGCGUCGUCGGCGGCGGUGGGCGUGCUCGCCGCCAUGAGCGCGGCGGAGAUCGCGCAGGCGCUGAGCGACAAGCGGGUCCAGCCACGUGGCGAGCGAGUGCUGGUGAAGCUGGACGCGCUCGAGCAGGCGACGGCAGGCGGCGUGCUGCUGCCCACCCAGGCGGUCAAGUAUGAGCGCUACCUCACCGGCCAGGUGGUGUCAGCCGGGGAGGAAGUGAAGAAGACGUCAGCGGGGCAGAAGGUCAUGUUUCCCGAUAUGAAUGCAUAUGAGGUUGCUAUCGGGGACGGCUCCGACAGGUUUUGCUUCGUGCGGGAGGGAGACAUCAUGGCAGUGGUUCAAUGAUUGCAUUUCGCGUUUAGAAUGGCGCCCAUUCGUUAUUGUUCUUAGUAUGGUGUAACAAUGUUAUAUUGGUAAUGCGUUUUGGAAGAAAGCUUGUGAAGGAACUUGACUCGAGCAAAUCAGAAACAAUUUCUACCUGCAUAACUAUAAGAAAAUGGUA